Messenger RNA from Grammomys surdaster, 6806 nucleotides. It is a transcript of the gene Csnk1g1, whose product is annotated as casein kinase 1 gamma 1. Gene Ontology annotation, molecular function: protein serine/threonine kinase activity; ATP binding. NCBI's taxonomy places the organism in Eukaryota, Metazoa, Chordata, Mammalia, Rodentia, Muridae. The transcript is spliced from 14 exons. The record is from RefSeq and is a predicted model, not a curated record. Gene Ontology annotation, cellular component: plasma membrane; nucleus; cytoplasm. Bases 471 to 1850 code for a protein of 459 amino acids. Gene Ontology annotation, biological process: signal transduction; peptidyl-serine phosphorylation; endocytosis.
UUUCCCACCUGGAGUGAGUGCUCGCUCUGAAAAGAAGGGGGAACAUCUUCCACGGCCGAAACCGGGCUAUAGACUUGGCAAUAGAGCUGGCUUGUGGUCAUCCUGUGCUUCAUCUUGUCGGCGUCCCGGACUCUGUUGGGACAGAGCCGGGCUUCGAGGGCUUGUAAGGGUUUCGUGUCUCCUGGGCACCGUGGAGCCGCCCUUGGCAGAGGAGGACAAGUGUGAGGCCAGUACACCUUUGACUCAAUGGGGCUUAAUUGGUUACAAAAUGUCCUCUUAUGCAUGAGAUCUACAGACUAUAUGUUCUUCAAGAACUGAUCAGUGGUUUUCACCUUCUGGAAGAACAUUAGAAGCAUAAAUAUGGUGCCAAAACUCCUCAUUCUCUGACUGGUGAUUUGGACAUACUUCUGUGUUGAAGAGAAGUAUACACACUGAGGUCACUCAUUGUUCAGAGACUGUUGUGUAGGAACAUGGACCAUUCUAAUAGGGAAAAGGAUGAUAGACAACGGACAACUAAAACCAUGGCACAACGGAAUACACACUGUUCCCGACCAUCUGGCACUUCAACAUCCUCUGGGGUUCUCAUGGUGGGACCCAACUUCAGGGUUGGCAAGAAGAUAGGGUGUGGGAACUUCGGAGAGCUCAGAUUAGGUAAAAAUCUCUACACCAAUGAAUAUGUAGCCAUUAAGCUGGAACCAAUAAAAUCACGUGCUCCACAGCUUCAUUUAGAGUACAGGUUUUAUAAACAGCUUGGCAGUGUGGGUGAAGGCCUCCCACAGGUUUAUUACUUUGGACCAUGUGGAAAGUACAAUGCCAUGGUGCUGGAACUCCUUGGCCCUAGCUUGGAAGACUUGUUUGACCUCUGUGACCGAACGUUUACUUUGAAGACGGUGUUAAUGAUAGCCAUCCAGUUGCUUUCUCGAAUGGAGUAUGUACACUCAAAGAAUCUCAUUUACCGAGAUGUCAAACCAGAGAACUUCUUGAUUGGCCGACAAGGCAAUAAGAAAGAGCAUGUAAUACACAUUAUAGAUUUUGGACUGGCCAAGGAAUAUAUUGAUCCUGAAACCAAAAAACACAUACCUUACAGAGAGCACAAAAGCUUAACUGGAACUGCGCGAUACAUGUCUAUCAACACACAUCUAGGCAAAGAGCAAAGCCGGCGAGAUGAUUUGGAAGCCCUAGGCCAUAUGUUCAUGUACUUCCUUCGAGGCAGCCUACCCUGGCAAGGACUCAAGGCUGAUACAUUAAAAGAGAGAUAUCAAAAAAUUGGUGAUACCAAAAGGAAUACUCCCAUCGAAGCUCUCUGUGAGAACUUUCCAGAGGAGAUGGCAACCUACCUUCGAUAUGUCAGGAGAUUAGACUUCUUUGAAAAACCUGAUUAUGAGUAUUUACGGACCCUCUUCACAGAUCUGUUUGAACGGAAAGGCUAUACCUUUGACUAUGCCUAUGAUUGGGUUGGAAGGCCUAUUCCUACUCCAGUAGGAUCAGUUCAUGUAGAUUCUGGUGCAUCUGCAAUAACUCGAGAAAGCCACACACACAGGGAUCGGCCGUCACAACAACAGCCUCUUAGAAAUCAGACUGCAUCAUCAGAGCGCCGAGGAGAGUGGGAAAUCCAGCCCAGCCGGCAGACCAAUACCUCAUACCUGACGUCUCACUUGGCUGCAGACCGCCAUGGGGGCUCAGUACAGGUGGUUAGCUCAACCAAUGGAGAGCUGAAUGCUGAUGACCCCACUGGAGCUCAUUCCAAUGCACCAAUCACAGCGCAUGCCGAAGUGGAGGUAGUGGAGGAAGCUAAGUGCUGCUGUUUCUUUAAGAGGAAAAGGAAGAAGACUGCUCAGCGACACAAGUGACCAGUGCCUCCCAUGAGUCCUCAAGUCCUGGGGACUCUGGCUCCAAUUGCACCUGCAGCUCCUGCCAUUUCUCAUUGGAAGGGACUCCUGUGGGGGAGGGGAGAGAUCCAAACCAAAAAGAAGAAAACAAAUGCCCCCAGAAGGAGCCAGUGCAGGCAGCCAGGGCCGAGUGGGCGAGUGGCAAUCCUCUCUGUCUGAGCUCUGAGCGGUCCAGAGCUGCUGCUUCUCCACUGCUUGCCCUUAGGCUAUCUGGUUGACUCUCUUCCCAUUGUUUACAGUGAAGGUGUCAUUCACAAAAACUCAAGGACUACUAUUCUCCCUCCUCUUCCUUUAUUCCUGGCUCUUGCACCAUCCUCAACCCUCUCCAGCAUAAAAACUACUAAGCUUAAAGGCUCUGUCAAGAAGCUGGUGGUGUGGCCAAGAAGAUAGGGGAAGAUGACAGCCCUGGGCUGGAGAACUUCUCCACUUCCCAGGUGUGUCUGGUAAUGUGGCUUCCUCUCCCUCUGUGCCUGGGUAACCCCUCAGCGCAGCUGGCCACAGGGUUCAGGUCCCUUCCUCCAUCCCCCUCCCUUCGUCCCUCCAUCUCUCCUGUGAAGUUACACUGUAGGACACAAGCUGUGAGCAAUCUACAGUCUACUGUCCCUGUGUGUUGGCGUUCUUAGCUUUUUUGACAAGCAGAUUCCUUGCUCCGGACUGUAGCGAGCCAUUCCUGUGGUUCUGAGCAAAGGAAAGGAAACUGACUUUAUUGCACUUUUAGUUUUUUGGGGUUUGUUUUUAUUUUAUAAACAACAUGGCAGAUGCAUAUUGUGUCCGGUUGUAUUGGGUGGUUGCUUUUUUCUUUUUUGAGGGGGAUGGGCCAGCCAAGCCAUUCAGAGAAAAUGUGGGUCCAGAGGACAUUCUUGAUGGAAAGAAUCUGAUUUGCAGCACUUGGAAGAGAAGAAGCCAAACUCUGUGUCAUCCUGAGUAAAUACUCCGGUUGGCAAGGAAACAUACUUGAAUUUUCAUUCAUCUUCUCUGCUGCAGAAUAAAAGUCCCCACCAGAGCCCCUUGACCUAAUCAGCCCAGAGCUUGAAAGCCCAGCUCCUGAGCACUUGGGAUGAGCACCGAGCCAGACUGUGACCAACCAGAAGGCACCUCGUCUCAGAGAGGAGAUACUUAACAAUAACAGCAACAAAGCAAAAUUUCUGUUUCCUCCACAGCCAAGGUCGUCCUUCUAGAUAGCCAUGUGACUUUCUGUUGACUCGGGAGACAAAAUUAGUGACAAAACAGCCACCACCAUAUUGCCAGUAGUGGACAAAAGGGGGCACCAAAUUUGCCUUCCAACUGCCAGAGAAGCCUCAGGAUGCAGCAUCCUAGGGCCAGGAAAAGAAAAUAAAUAUUUUCUUUCAUUUGGGUCAGUCUGCCUUAGAAACCACACCUGUGAUAAUCUUGGGGCUGCAGUAAGCAGGGAAGGUAAGAUUGGUUGGUGCUAGGAAAUCCCAGGGAAAAGGAAACUAAUGAAAGGUCUAAAAUUUUAUCUUAACAAUUGAACAGAGACUCUGUCCAGAUAAUAUGACCACAUAUCUUAGCAUGUUCUUCCCAGUACAGUCUCUACCUUCCACCGUGGCAUCUUCCCUGGACCAUGAAGCAUCACUGGUUGCAUAGUUAACAAUGUGUGAAGUUACUCUUCCCGUGUUCUAUUUCAUUUGAGAUUAGUGCCAUUUCCAAAUGGUGACUUCUUAUACUAGUUGUGGCAAGAAGGAUUGAUUAUUCACGUGGGGAAAGAGGGCUUGUGUCUGGGUAUAAAGAGCUGACCACACAGGACAGUGGCUAGUCACUUAGUGCAGCACAGAACUCUUUGCUUGUGUAUGUAGAGGACUGGAAGAUGUCGGGACACUUUGUGAUCAUGGAUCAAAUUUAGUAUCAAAUGAAGCAGAGUUUGUGUGCUUUACCUAUUCUAUUGACCUUGGCUAGGGAAUCUCUCCUCACUGACUUCAGACCUGCUCAACAUUUGUAAAUACUGCCACCUGGGCAUUUCUUUACAAGAAAUGUUUUUAUCUGUGAAACAGUGGCGGGGAGAUGUCAGGUCAGACCCCUUUCCCAUAAGGAAUUUGAGUGUUAAGAUUUGCUUCCUUUUUACUGUAUAGCAGUCAAAGCUCGUCACUAAAGUUUUUAUAGUCUCUCGUUUGGCACAUGGGCGACUCUGACUUCCCUACAGAAACUUAAAAAUCCUCAUCCCAGGAAAUGGUGGCAAGGCCUAGAGCAUCCUGGCACUGUCUGCCCCACUAAGUGCCUCCCCCACGCUGCUUCCAAGGUAAAGCAAAGGCAGUGACCAGCUUGGCUGCAGGAUGGGGUGCCCUGCAGCUGUGCUUAAGAGUUCUUUUUUGUCUUAAAAUAUUUUUAUAGGCUAGCUCUUGAGGGGUUGAAUCUGAGUGGUUUGUGGAUGUGGGGGAAGGUCCUCCCUAAUGCACUCUUGGGACCCUCCAGCACCCACAAAUCCCUUACUAGAUGUUUGGGGUUUGUAGCAAAGAGCCUUUAACAUGCAGGGUGGUGGUGAUCCUUUAAGGCCAUUGAUGCUCCAAGGUGAUCCCAAACCUGAGUAAUUCUCUUAUCUUCCCUAAAAUUAAAAUAUAACUGAAUUCCCCAGAAACAAUCUGCUCAUCAUUCAGCCACCCCCCACCCCAGCACAUCCCUGUGUCUCUUACCUGCCUGACUGUAGGCUCAGCUAGACCCUCAGGCACCGGCACCCCCUCCGUCUCCUUUACCCCAGCACAUCCCUGUGUCUCUUUCCUGCCUGACUGUAGGCGCAGCUAGACCCUCAGGCACCGGCACCCCCUCCGUCUCCUUUCAUCCAUGUUGACUCGCUCCAUCUCACCUGACACCUGAGGAAAGUUGUCUUGAAGAUUGAUGCAUUUGCUUUCCCUUAAAACUAACUCAUCUUUUCCCUGAGCCUGCAGGCAUUUGAUACUGUACUAUUUGGAGUUUCCUCAAGCUUUGCUGUCUUUGAAACAUUGCAGUCUCAGCAGACUAAGGUCCAACCAGGCCAGGGUUACUCCAGGGUGUAAAGUGUCCAGUCAUACAAGUGGAUUUUCAGAGUUUUUACUCCAGAAAGGCUGCACGCAAGGCUGCACUGAAUGCGCCAGCAGCUAGUGAGCACUCAUGACUGCCUUAAUUAACAUUCUUCUAUUGAGGUCUGUCUAGGAGCAAUCAGGGUCUGUGAAGGUGUGUGUAAGUCAGGUGACUAGGUAAGUCUCCAGUUAAAAUCCCCAUUUCAAUUGGAACAAAUUUCAGGAAACAGCAAGGACCCCGAGAUUUUUGUUAAUCUCAUUUUCAUUUUCAGUGAAUGACAAGAAUUCAGAAACAGCCCAUGUCCAUUAGCCAGAUGGUGUCCAUCUUCUGUAAAAUAACUUCCAGUUUAAUUCAGAAGGAAAGUGUGUUGUAGUGCUUGCUUACUCAGUGUUGAUGUUCAAUCUUGGCAACCACUUGCAAUGUCAGACGUAUGCUGUGUUAAAGUGGUUGCUAAGGAUCAUAGCCUUAAUUUAAAAGAAAAUAAUGUAAAAGAUAAUUCAUUCCCCUCCAUGUUGAGCAAGUAUGGCCGAAUCUCUCAAGAAUAACUUCCAUCUAGGAAGCAUUUCCUCAAAGGAACUUGGUCUUGAUUUUUUUUUUUUGAUCCCUCCCUCCCAAGCCCAUAUGGCUGUGUCCCAGCCACCUCUCCGUGUUCAUAAGUGAAGCCAGUUUCUCAUUUCUCUUUAGCUGUUCUAAUGAUGCUUUGUCUAGUGUCAGUCAUGCCAUGGCCUGAAUUUUAAGACCAGGAGUUUGCAUGGUCAUAUAACCAGCAUUGCCUUUGCCAGGCCACUGCCACCAUCGCCUCCAUUGCCCCAGGUGGGCAGGUGGAUUCCAGAGACCCUCAGGGAGCCAGAAUAACUAGGUGCCCAUCUGGACUGGCCAUGUGGGCGAUGAGCACUUAUCUCUGGGUUUCUUGAUUUCACAGAUUUCAAGGAAGUCCCAGUAGAGAUUGAUGGCCAAUAGCUCCAGCCUUCCCCAUGAUGGGUUGGUAGGAAUCAAGUUAGAAUUCCUUUGUUUAUUGGACAACUUUGUUUUAAGGGGGUUAAUCUUUUAUUAUGAAGUAGAAGAGGCCACCAUGGCCUUCUGUGAGUUUGUAAAGUUUUGAGCAGUGUUUUCAUCGCCAGUCUUGGGAGCCUUGGAUCCAAUAACUAGUCUGAAGGUGUUUUUUCCUACUUUUGCAGGUAACUAAGUACAGAAGAGUAGACUUCUUAAUGUAUUCAAAAUAGUAAGUAGACCCCUGAAUAUAGGCAAUAGUAGCUGAAAUAUUUUCUCAGAAAAACAAAACAACCAGGAAACCCACUCCAGUAUUUAUAGAUCAGAUUAUCAAGGAAAAGAAAAUGAAAUAUGCACUCCAUAUAUCUCUAGUUCAGUUACCAAACUUGAUCUUAUAAAGAAACCUCAGUUGUGUGGACAGAAUACCGCCUCUCCCCCAUCUCUUUUUCUGGUGCCAUCACCACCUUUAAGGUCUAAGAGCAGAGGAUUAUCUGUGAGAAAAGCCAGAAAGCAUUGCGGUCAUCCCAGCAAUGCACAGACAACUGCCAUCCUGAUUACCCCCAAACGCACCUUUCAGGGUUCGGCGAAACCUUUUGGUGCCCCUCUUCAGGAGCUCCAGACCAAAUCCCAGGCCAUUCCAUGCACCAAAAACCUUUUAAAUGAAUGUCAAUUUCAAGUGUAUUUGAAAUGUUUCCUCCAGUAGAGAGAUUUGAACACCACUGGAGAAGACUUCUUUGCAGAGGAAAUAACCUUUGGAGAAAAUGGAAUGUGGGUUGGAUAUGUAGCCCAUUUCAUAGGGCAUCACGACAACACAAAUGUGAUCUUUAAGUAUACCUCUUCCCCUUGGGGAGGGAAAGACUCAGUUUGCACCCGUUUUGUAUGUAAAAUAAAAUGUCCUACCUUUCUUGGCUACUUUUA